AUGAAUCUAGCAAGACGGACCGGUAUCAACAUUCUCAGUACUGCGAUCGUUAUCACACUCGACGCACAAUCUCCAGAUGAUUUCAAGAUUUUCUACGGUAUUGGCAAAUCUGGUUUCGCUUUCGGAAUGGUCGCAGUGCCUCUCAUCGCUCAAUAUCUCAAAAAAGUAUAUGGUUGGCGAGCAUCACUAUUGCUUUUAGGAGGGUUCAUGUCUCAUCUCGUUCCGUUCACGAUGUUGGUCGAUACUAGUUUAGAGAGGAAGGAAGAAAAACAGUCCAUAGUGAACAAAGAUGACGCGACUAUUAACAUGAACUGCCAGAGUUUGCGAUCUGAUGAGUCUGGAAACGAAUCUGGGUUUACAGACAACGAUCCUACGGGUACCAUACGUGAAGAACCAAAGAGAGAGUCAUUGUUGGAUCUUUCUCAAGUGGAAAUGAUAAAGAACAGUGAAAGCGGUCAUGAUGAACAGAUAGCUCUUCAGAGGAGAAGGCCAGCGAAGCUAAUUGAACAACAGUCUCCACCAAAAUCUGGUGCCCAGGAGAUUCAGAUGGGCACGAGAUGCCACGCUAUUUUCGAAAAGAUUGUACAUGUUAUCAUAGAAUCUAUCUUUUACCAAGACCCCUGGCUCAUUGCCUUGAUUGUUGUUGUGGGUUUCUUCGGGGUGAUAGAUGGUGCUUGGCAUGCAUUCUUGCUUCCCCGCGCCAUGGGUAGAGGUAUAACAGCCUCAAAGGCACUUUCCCUUGCUUACUCCGCAGGAGCCGGUUGUUUUAUUGGCCGUUGUGUUAGUGGUGUUCUCCCCAGUACUCAGUACUUCGGUCAGCUUGAAUGGUUUCUUUCCUUGACCUUGCUAAACUGCUCGUCCCUUGUCGUCGACAUCUUCAUUCUAAAUUUUAACAUCAUGAUAGUGACAUCGUUUGUGACAGCCAUGUGUAUCGCUGAACUUAAUAUUUUGCAAGUCACCCUGUGUCAAGAAAGAUGUCCAUCUCAUGCCUUUCCUGUUGCCUUAGCAGUUGGAGAAGUCAUCUUUGGAAUAUCAGAUCUAUUAGGCACGUCAAUAGCAGGAUAUCUUGCUGAUAGAUUUGCUGACUUCAACGCAUCUUUUAUCUUCCUGUUGGUCGUUGAAAUUUGCAUAUUCGUUCUGAUGGUAAUUCUAAAACUCACCAAGCAUCGGACUUAAUAUACAUUUCGUUUUAUACAAUUAUAGACAUAAUAAGAACUGGACGAGCCUUAAUUCAUUAAUGUCUUGGUAGUCAUCGCAUGCAAAGCUUCAAAUCCAAAGUGUUGGCCGCUAACAUGAAAAAGAGGCAAAUGUGAAUGCAUAAAUGGAUGGCUCUGGUGCCGAAGAUGACUCGACUAUGAUGUCACUCAUACCAUUCUCUUCUUAAGAAGGGAAAAAUAAAGCAACUGGGAGAAAAUAACUCAAAGAUUUGAAGAAGACCCUCGAUACCGUAUACUAAAGGGAUACUCCCUGCUGAAAGUUUUCGAAGAUAUGUAAUUUUAAAGUUUAAACAAUAUUUUGUGAAAAAAGUUAUAUGCACACCGUCAUGAAUCUUCAUUAGGUAGGCUGAUGAUAUCACAUCCCCACUUACCUUUUUCUUAAUAAUGUUAUUACAUGAGAUCAUAACCAUUUAUAAGUACAUAUGUGUGUAUGAUAAUAACGAUGAGUUGUAGUAAUUAAUAUCUUAUAAGCGUUAAAUCUGUUUUCAAUCCAUUUAUUUUUUUCAUUCUUGAUGGAUAAAAUUUGAAUAAAUAUAUAUAAUUUCAUAUAAUACAAUACAAAAUUAAUAAGUGGAUGUAUGACAUCACCAGCUUGCCCAUUGCAUACUAAUGAAGACAUGCACAGAACUGUUUUAUCAAAAUGAUUAUAACUUUGUUAUUCAUUGUCCGAUUACGAUGAAAUUUUCAGUGCUUUGAUCGUUUGUUUGAUUUUAACCUUAUCUGUUUAAAUCAGAUUAUGUUCAGCCUAGUAUAUUACCACGUUUGAAAGGGCACAGUCACAGAGCUGGCUCAUCAUCUAGACUCAGAAUUAUUGUUUCACAUAUUUUGAUACAUCGUAAAAAAAUGUCAUUUUUAUUCAGUUGAUAGAUCAUGUAGAUUUACUAGAUUUUAUCAUGAUUAUUAUG
Messenger RNA from Lytechinus variegatus (green sea urchin), 2122 nucleotides. RefSeq lists its product as uncharacterized. The record is from RefSeq and is a predicted model, not a curated record. Bases 1 to 1176 code for a protein of 391 amino acids. Gene Ontology annotation, molecular function: monocarboxylic acid transmembrane transporter activity. Lineage: Eukaryota; Metazoa; Echinodermata; Echinoidea; Temnopleuroida; Toxopneustidae. The transcript is spliced from 3 exons.